Molecule: messenger RNA, 2383 nt
Organism: Neodiprion fabricii
Lineage: Eukaryota; Metazoa; Arthropoda; Insecta; Hymenoptera; Diprionidae
Product: organic cation transporter protein-like
Exons: 9
Coding region: 329-1978 (549 amino acids)
Biological process (GO): transmembrane transport
Cellular component (GO): membrane
Molecular function (GO): transmembrane transporter activity
Source: RefSeq, a predicted model, not a curated record
ACAGAUACGUAUGCAAUUACAUGGUUAUCAACGAUGAUUUAUUACCCUUCUAGUCUGGAGACUCGUAUAUUUUCACGCUCCAACAUGAUGAAAUGUUCACUCGGUACUUUCGCUUCUACAGUUCGUCAAGCUAUCUGCAAAGGUACGUAUGCCGGAAAGAUGUGCACAAACAGAAGACACCAGUUGAAUUAGUAGAGAAUGAACAUGCGAUAAGGAGUCAAUGUGUUCCAUACGUACCACUAACUCAUCAGAGACCGAAUUAAAAUCCCGUGGAACAAAGACUUGGAAAACGGAAGAGUAGAAAGAAAGAAAAAAUAAAGAAUUAAAAAUGGGUUACGACGACGUAAUAUCACACACGGGAGAAAUUGGUCGGUACCAGCGAAGAAUAUUCCUUGUCAACUUCUUACCAGCGCUAACCAGCGCCUUUCACGUAAUGGGGGGAGUUUUCCUGGGAGGCGUACCAAAAUUUAGAUGUCUGACACCCGAGGAAGACCGAGAAAAUGCAACGUACAUUCUGCAACCAGAUACGGCGAACUUUACGCAUCCAUGGGAUAAUGCGACACAAAGUUCGUCGCAGUGUGAAAGAUAUAACCGAACUAACGGAGACCUCUAUCAGCUACGGAGUAACGAUACAUUGUCAACAUUUGGUUUGGUGAAGUGUGACUCUUUUGCCUACGAUGACAGCCAAUACGAGGCAACCAUCAUAACCGAAUGGGACCUAGUAUGCAACAAUGCCUCGUUGAAAACUGUCAGCGAGUCAAUGUUCAUGAUAGGAGUGAUGAUAGGAGUUUUGACUUUCGGUGCAUUGUCUGACAGAUACGGACGCAAGCGAAUUCUCAUACGGGGUUCAGUACUGCAGUUAAUUUCGGGACUACUGGUCGCUGCUUCGCCUAAUUUCACGAUGUACGUAAUUCUCAGAAUGAUUGUAGCGACAACGAGUACCGGACUUUACCUUGUGGCUUACAUUGCUGCAAUCGAGAUGGUUUAUCGAAAGAAGAAAAUUCCAGCUGGGACAAUUAGUUUCUUUUUCGUGGGAGGUUGUCUUCUGACCGUCCUUUUAGCAUAUUACAUUAGAAAUUGGAGAAUUUUACAGCUGGCUUAUACCGCGCCUACCCUUUUAUUCCUAGCAUUUUCAUGGUCUAUCCCAGAAUCUGCGCGAUGGCUGCUAAGCAAAGGGCGAGUGGAAGAAGCGAAAAAUAUACUUCACAAGGCAUCGAUGGAAAACGGGGUGAAAUUACCGCGGGAUACAUUGGACGAACUGCUGAUAACAGGAAGUGAAGACAAGCCAAACAGUAAAAAAUCCUCAUUGCUUGAUCUUCUCAGAUACCCAAACAUCAGGAAAAGGAGUCUGAUACUCGCCAUUAUUUGGUUUCUCAACAAUUGUACGUAUUACGGUCUAUCAUGGAACACCGCGAACCUUGCAGGCAGCGUUCACGUAAAUUCUGCAAUUGCUGCCUUCGUGGAACUACCCGCAAUUGCAUUUUUAAUGUUCACCGUUGACAAGUGUCGGAGGAAGGUUGUUUUGGGCACCUGUAUGAUGCUAUCGUCCGUGUCAUUACUUUCUACAGUUUUCGUUCCUCACGACAUGGUAUGGCUAGUGACGGGUUUGGCCAUGAUAGGAAAAUUGACUAUCACAGUCUCAUAUUCAACCCUCUACAUCUUCACAUCAGAGCAGUAUCCUACAUCGGUUAGAAAUAUUGGCGUCGGAACAUGUUCAGCGACUGCUCGGUUCGGUGGAGUUGUAGCACCAUUGGUUCUCCAGUUGUCUCGAAUUUCGUCGCUUUUGCCACUCAUUACUAUGGGAUGCAGCAUAGUGCUCGCCGUGUUGCUGUUACUACUCCUUCCAGAAACAUCGAAGAAAAAGCUACCGGAAACAAUAGAAGAGGUGGAAGGGUUUGGAAGGCGUAAGAAGAAAAGUAAACAAGCCAACACCUUCUUGAAUGGUGUUGAUAACACCCAGGCGUUACAGAAACCGUAAAAUUAAUAAUUUCAAAUUGUUGAAGAAAAACCGUGAGGGUGUUAAAUUAUUUAUUUAGUACGAAGCUAGUCAGAUGGCGCACGUAUGUAACCACUUGUAGCGCGCGUACGAAAUAUAUCAAGUCAGCGGAGGGAAAGAUGCAAUGUCAAAUUGCAAACUUAAUAGUCACCUUCGCAUAUUGAAGCUAUUCUAUUCAAAACGCAACUAGUUUUUUCACCCGCACUAACCAUAUUCCACAUCAGAAAUACGUGAAAUAUCCAACAGAUGUUGUACAUGUAAUCAUUGCGAACAACCUUACAAUCAAGUGAACCUGUUCUAUUUUUGGUCUGAAAAUUGAAAAUUGAUGCUGAAAACUGCUUUAAAAAUAGUUGAGGUUUCGCGAGUGAUACAGUAGAUGAAAUAUCA